Molecule: messenger RNA, 4479 nt
Organism: Fukomys damarensis (Damara mole-rat)
Lineage: Eukaryota; Metazoa; Chordata; Mammalia; Rodentia; Bathyergidae
Gene: Rmdn1
Product: regulator of microtubule dynamics 1
Exons: 10
Coding region: 134-1063 (309 amino acids)
Cellular component (GO): cytoplasm; mitotic spindle pole; spindle microtubule
Molecular function (GO): microtubule binding
Source: RefSeq, a predicted model, not a curated record
UUUGGGGGAGGGAGAAACCCUGGCCAGGAAGGAGGAAGACGGUGUGCUGUUGUUCAGGGUGACGCUUUCUUUUCACUCCGCCUCUCUCCCUAGCAGGCUGUGGGCCUGAGGGUCACGCAUACGAGUGGAAGUCAUGGCGCUGGCCUCGCGACUGUGGCGCUUUCUUUGCUUGGGACGUGGGGCUCCUGGGCCUCGAUUCCCCCCGAGGACUCCGGGCGGUCUUAGGCAGUGCGGCCUCCGGCCACUCAGCUGCUCAGAGGUGAUAGGAAACCCAGGAACUUUCAAAGGAGGCCUUUUAUUCUCAACCUUGUCUUAUUUGGGUUUUGAAACUUACCAAGUCAUUUCUCAGGCUGCUGUAGUUCAUGCCACAGCCAAAGUUGAAGAGAUCCUUGAACAAGCAGACUACCUGUAUGAAAGUGGAGAAACAGAAAAACUUUAUGAAUUGCUAACUCAGUACAAGGAAAGCGAAGAUGCACAAUUACUGUGGCGUUUGGCACGGGCGUCUCAUGAUAGAGCGCAGCUCAGCAGGACUUCAGAGGAGGAGAAGAAGCUUCUUGUGUACGAAGCCCUUGAGUACGCAAAGAGAGCACUGGAAAGAGAUGAGUUGAGCUUCGCUGCCCAUAAGUGGUAUGCAAUCUGCAUUAGUGAUGUUGGAGAUUAUGAAGGCAUCAAGGUUAAAAUUGCAAAUGCCUACAUUAUCAAGGAGCAUUUUGAGAAAGCAAUUGAACUGAACCCUAAAGAUGCCACUUCAAUUCACCUUAUGGGUAUUUGGUGCUAUACUUUUGCUGAAAUGCCUUGGUAUCAAAGAAGAAUUGCUAAAGUGCUAUUUGCAACUCCUCCUAGUUCCACCUAUGAGGAGGCCUUGGGCUACUUUCACAGAGCUGAACAAGUGGAUCCAAACUUCUACAGCAAAAACUUGCUUCUUUUAGGAAAGACAUAUUUGAAGCUAAACAACAAAAAGCUUGCUGCUUUAUGGCUAAUGAAAGCCAGGGACUAUCCAGCACACACAGAAGAAGAUAAACAGAUACAGACAGAAGCUGCUCAGUUGCUUACAGGUUUGUGACAAGAACUGGAGACUUUUCAGAAAAGAAAAUAACCCAGCAUCCUACCUUUUCAUGGAAUUACAAAUAUAAUACAUUAACCAGACUGUUCUGUGGCUUUUUUUUUUUUAGUUCUUUUAAUGUUGUUACCAUUAAACUAAAUAUAUAAAAUUCUUGGUUUCUUCACAAAGAAGAAGGUAAAAGAAGUAACUGCCAUAUUGACCUAAGGGUGGUACUUGUAAAAAUUCCCAUGACUCUAGCAGAAAGAUUAUUUUGCAUUUGGAUCACCAAUGCAAAAUGGAAUGAAAUUUCUAAGUACUGAUUGCAUCAGGAUGAGAAGGUAUCAAGAAACAAAAGCUUUGUGGAAGAGGAAACAAAGCUUGUGGGAGUGGAUUUUCAAGUUGGAUUUGAUACAAAGUUGAUAUCUUGCAGAGAAUAUACAACAAAAGGUGAUUACGGUGUGGAUGGGUUCUUGGUUUUGUGGAUGGGUUCUUGGUUUGAAGGAUAGUAGUAAGUGAUGUGUCGUGGAGCCAGCCUGCACGAAGAAAGAGCUCAGGUCGGGAGAGGGCUGGAAGUGGGAUGGUUUCCAUUUGAAUGUGGUGCACUGAGUUUGUCACCAAACAGUCCAAAUUGUUUUGUGUAUUGAGAUGAAAGAAACACAAUUUAAGGAUGCAAUAGAAAUUAAGAUAAUUUAAGUAGAUCAGUGCUACUUGAGGCUGGCGUACAACCACUGCAAAAUCUUAAGCUUAUUAAAAAGGAGUCUCUUGAAUGCCUCGUAGAUAAAUCUGACUGUGUAGGUCAGUUUUUCUUCCUUUAUUCUGGAGUGCUUGGGAUUGAACCCAGGGCCUUGUGCAUGCUAGCCAAGCACUCUGCCACUGUGCUACCCUAGCCGUGUGGAUGCAUUUUUUCCCCAAAGGAUUUAAGAAUUAUGUUACAAUAAACUGUUUAUAUCCUCUAUCAUGUAUAUCUUCAAACAAAAAAUGAAAGUAAUGAGUUCUGUAUACCCAUCUCUGAGAUUGAACAAUUGUUGUAUUUUAUUUUGUGUAUAACCAUAUUUAAACUUUUGAAUUGCAUAUGUAUUUCACCACGUGUCCUCUGUCCUGAGGGUGUCUUCCAAAAAAAACAAAUAUGAAUCCAUUAUUACAACUGUAGCAUUACUGAUUAAUAGAUCAAGCCAUAUUCAAAUUUCCUCAAAUGUCCUAAAAUAUCCCACCCUUUUUUGAAGUAGGACCAAUCAGAUUGUGUUAUUGUAUUUGAUUUGCUGCUUAGUUGUUUUUAAUCUAGAAGAGUUCCUCCACUUUUUGCACAGCAUCUUUUGGAGACCAGCCCAGUUUGUCAUAGUGAUUGUCCCUCAUUCCAGACUGGGCUCUUACUUUUGAAAUCCAUUGUUCUACCAUUUUCAGACAGUCUAGUUAAUUUUUUGUAUGUCACAGUUGUACCUGAUUUUUACAUUCAUCACUGUGUUUCCCGGAAACCUCUUUUCAUUGGGCUUCCGUAUUUGUCAUUUUUUAAAUAUGCAUUCUUCUGUAGACUCUCUCAAAUUCUCUUCAUUUCUGAGAUAUUUCUGUCUUCACUUUUUUCAACAGCCAUUUCACAUCUUCAUGUUUGACCAGUUCUGAGUUCUAGAAUUUCUCAUUUGAAGUUUUUACAUGUCUGCAACUUACUCAUUUAUAUUAGAUAUUAGAGAAUUUUACUGUUUUUUUUCUUUUUUAUUCUCCACACUGGGGGAUUAAACACAGAGCCUCAUACCUGCUAAAUAAGCACUGUACCAGAGCUAUAUCCCUAGCGGCUUUCCUCAUUUUCAGUUUUCUCUAGAAUGACUUUGAACUUUGCUAGGAAUGUAGUUUUUUUGUUUUUGUUACCAAUAAAUCAGGAAACUAGGGGUUUAGGUGGUUCAAGAAUAAUCUUGGGCUGAGGAUGUAACUAAAUGUUUAGUGUGAACUUUGCACGCACAGAUCCCUGAGGUCAAUCCCACUGCACUCACAUAUGCACACACACACAACAUCUGGUAAUUUAUUUCUGUGAAACUUAUCUCAGUAAUAGAGCAUUUUGUGCAUGGGAGGUCUAUUUUUCUGAUACUUUAAUGAACUUUAUUUUUAACUAAAUCAAAUGAAAUUGUCAAAAAGGGUGUUGUGCUAACAUAUUAACUGCAGAAUACCUAACUAGUAACAGGCCUUAGAUUUUUGCCACUUUUAAAUGCUCUCACUUGUGUAUGUAGUUCUGAGCAGUUUUAUCACAUGUAGAUUUUUGUAACUGACACCAGUCUACAGGCCUGUUCCGUCACUGUGAAGAUCCAUAGCUCAGAGUUGCACCCGUAUACUUCCUCUCCUUCUGCCAUCCCUGCCUCUAUCAGCCCUUGAUCUUGUUCUCUUUGGAGAAAUGGUAUAUAUUUUUUUCACCCAGCAUAAUUCACUUUAGACUUGCCUAAGUUCUAUCAACAGUUUCUUUUAGUGUUAGCAAGUAUUUCAUUAUACAAAUAUAUUAGUUUAUUUAACCACUGAAUGGCAUUUAGUUGUCCACUUUUGGCUGUUAAAAAUAAAGCUGCUGGAUGUGGACACAUGCCUUAUAAUCCCAGCUGAGGCAAGAGGAUUGCCAGUUAAAAGUCUAGCCUAGGCAAGAAGCUAGCAAAAGCUUGUCUGAAAUGUGAAGGGGGGGAUGUAUCUCAGUGGUGAGAGCACUCAUCUAGCAUGUUCCAGGGUCUGGACUCCAUACCCACUAUUGGGAGGGAGGCAGGCUGCUGUGAGCACAUUCUAUUGAUUUUUAUGUCAACAUUAUCUUUAGGAUCCAUGGAUGUCUUUUUGGCUUGCCUGAGCCACAACUGGUAAAAGUAAUUGCUUUGGACCCCACGUAUAAUAUUAAUAUAAUUAUUAAGUAGUAAAACUUCCUUAUCCUUAAACUUUUAAAUAAUUGGGGUAUUGGGCCCCAUAUUUCAUGCUUAGAAAUGUGGUGCUGGGUCCUUUUAUUUUUGGGUACCGGGGAUCAAAGUCUGGACCUUGUGCUUGCAAGAGAAGUGGUGAAACUACUGAUCUAAAUCCCUGGCCCCCACUGGGUCCGUUUUUAGUGCCUGUCUCCCCACAACCCCAAGAGAUGUUUGAUCUCUAAGCUUUCCUUUUGACAUGAGCAUGAGACACUCUUGAGCAUGGGCCCUUGGAGCCCAUCACGUUUCUUCCGUCCUGUGCACUCUCCACCUAAGGAUGUUCUUUUGUGCUGUCCAGAGCUCACUGCUGGUCUGAGAGGUUCAUUUCCCCACACACUUGUAUUAAGAAUAUAAAGAGCUCUUGUCUUCUAAACAUAUUACGGACAUAGAUGAAUCAUUAACGAUGUGAAAAAAAAUCUGGAAAGUGGCCGUAAUCUUAUAUAAACCUGUAAACUGAGACAGGGUCUCUCUGUAGUUCAUAGUUGGGCUCACUAUGUAGUCUAGGCUGGCUUCAAACUCAAU